Molecule: messenger RNA, 2010 nt
Organism: Protopterus annectens (West African lungfish)
Lineage: Eukaryota; Metazoa; Chordata; Ceratodontiformes; Protopteridae
Gene: CCT8
Product: chaperonin containing TCP1 subunit 8
Exons: 16
Coding region: 88-1749 (553 amino acids)
Biological process (GO): protein folding
Cellular component (GO): chaperonin-containing T-complex
Molecular function (GO): ATP binding; ATP-dependent protein folding chaperone; ATP hydrolysis activity
Source: RefSeq, a predicted model, not a curated record
GUGGGUGCUGCCGUUUAUAGUGUCUUUUUUGCAGGUCUUCCCUUUGUACACAGGCAUUGCUGGAGAAUAGUGAAACUAGUGACAGCUAUGGCUUUGCAUGUUCCAAGAGCUCCGGGCUUUGCCCAAAUGUUGAAAGAUGGCGCGAAGCAUUUCUCCGGCUUAGAAGAAGCAGUGUACAGAAAUAUUCAGGCAUGUAAAGAACUUGCACAGACCACUCGCACAGCAUAUGGACCAAAUGGUAUGAAUAAAAUGGUCAUCAAUCACCUGGAGAAAUUGUUUGUUACCAAUGAUGCUGCAACAAUUUUGAGAGAACUAGAGGUCCAACAUCCUGCUGCCAAAAUGAUUGUGAUGGCAUCUCAUAUGCAGGAACAGGAGGUUGGUGAUGGCACAAACUUUGUAUUGGUUUUUGCUGGAGCGUUGCUUGAACUUGCUGAGGAACUUCUGAGAAUGGGACUGUCUGUCUCUGAGGUCAUAGCAGGCUAUGAAAAAGCAUGCAAGCGAGCUCUUGAGAUUCUGCCCGAUAUUGUGUGCUGCUCUGCCAAGAACCUGAGAGACACUCAGGAAGUUGCAUCUCUAAUCAAGACUUCUGUGAUGAGUAAACAGUAUGGCAAUGAAGAUUUUCUGUCAAAACUUAUAGCCGAAGCAUGUGUGUCUAUUUUUCCAGAGUCUGGCCAUUUCAAUGUGGAUAAUGUCAGAGUAUGCAAGAUUCUGGGAAGCGGCAUUAGUGCAUCUUCAGUGUUACAUGGAAUGGUAUUUAAAAAGGAAGCUGAAGGCGAUGUUACUUCAGUCAAAGAUGCCCGAAUAGUUGUUUAUUCUUGCCCGUUUGAUUGUACGGUAACAGAGACAAAGGGUACAGUGUUGAUAAAAAAUGCAGAAGAACUUAUGAAUUUCAGCAAAGGAGAGGAAAACCAGCUGGAAGCUCAAGUGAAAGCUAUUGCUGAUACUGGUGUAAAUCUACUGGUUACUGGUGGGAAAGUAGCAGACUUGGCUCUCCAUUAUGCUAACAAAUAUCAAAUCAUGGUUGUCAGAUUAAAUUCUAAAUGGGAUCUCAGAAGACUUUGCAAAACAGUUGGAGCAACAGCACUUCCAAAACUGACUCCACCAACACCAGAGGAGAUGGGUCACUGUGAAAGUGUUCAUUUGUCUGAAGUUGGUGAUACACAGGUGGUCAUCUUUAAGCACGAAAGGGAAGAUGGUUCAAUUUCCACAAUUGUAAUCCGUGGCUCCACUGAUAAUCUAAUGGAUGAUAUUGAGCGAGCAGUGGAUGAUGGUGUCAACACUUUCAAAGUUCUUGUGCGAGAUAAACGCCUUGUUCCUGGAGGAGGUGCAACAGAGAUUGAAUUAUCCAAGCAGAUAACGUCUUAUGGUGAGACAUGUCCAGGUCUUGAUCAGUAUGCCAUUAAGAAGUUUGCAGAGGCAUUUGAAGUCAUUCCAAGAGCAUUGGCAGAUAAUUCUGGAGUAAAUUCUAAUGAAAUUCUGUCUAAGUUGCAUGCUGUGCAUCAAGAAGGCAAUAAAACUGUUGGAUUUGACAUUGAAAGUGAAAGUGCUGCUGUGAAAGACAUGCUGGAAUGUGGAGUAUUGGAGCCAUAUCUGCUUAAACACUGGGGAAUAAAAUUGGCCACAAAUGCUGCUGUAACUGUACUCAGAGUAGAUCAGAUUAUUGUGGCAAAACCAGCUGGCGGUCCUAAAGUCCCCAAGCAGCAAGGAGACUGGGAUAAGGAUGACUGGCAGGAUGAACCUGAGAAGUAGUGCUUAGUAAGCUGCAAGAUCAUUAUGGCAAAGCCAGCAGGAGGACCCAAGGCCCCUUCAGAAAAAAAAGACUGGGAUGAAGAUCACGACCAUUGAAGGACCUCAAGUUCAUGGAUACCCGUCAAAAAAAAAAAAAAAGCUGCUUUACUGGCAUAAAACUUGGGACCUGUUUAAGUUAAUAUUUAUAACUGAGUCACAUUACAAGACAGCUCAUGAUCAAAGUUUCUGGAUGUCUGCUCAAUAAAUAAUGUUAACUACAAA